CUUCCUUGUUGUGAGGAAAGAGCAUCUCGCGAACAGGAUAAGGAAACGGUGAAAUGAUAACGGUACUCUAGCGCUUUCUCUUUCCUCGGUCACUUUUAAACAAUGAGCAACGCAGGUGUUUAACGCUUGGAGUCCAUUACGCAGGAUGCAAGGUGCUAUCGCACGGGUUUGCGUGGUGGUAGCCGCUGCCAUUCUCAACCACCCUUUCCUCUUCCCCAAUGAGAACACCACCAUCCCUGAGGAAGAUGAUGUCCUCCUGGCCAGGAUGAGAGAGCAUCAGGAGAAGCUGGAGGCUGAAAAGGAGCGUCUGGAACAGGAGAUCUUUAAAUCCGAACAGACUUGUGAUCAGGAACCAGAAAGCUAUGGCUGGUACUUUUGGAGCGCCCUCUGCCUUGUCAUUUUCCUAACAAUUGAGGUUUGCAGGCAGGAUAUGGUGCCUGCUGAAAUUUCUGACCCUGCUGAAGAUGAGGAUGGAUAUUUUAGUGCUGGAUUUCUAAGUGCUAAGGCUAUCACUUUAGAUAAAGGUGUCCUAAAUAACUUUUGCAAGACCCGCUUUCAUUCCUUCGUUCAUGAGAGAGCAAGGGUGCAGGAAUUUGUCGAGGGCUUUGCGGAUGAUUUGUUAGAUGCUUUGAAAAGUGUUUGUGAUGGAGAGACUGACAUGGAGGUUGAGGAUUUUGUAGGCAUAGGUAGCAUGUUUGAGUCCUGGAGGGUUUCUAAGCCUCCCACGGUUGACCUCAUCGUGCCAUUUUUGUCACCCCAGCCGUACAGGUUUCAGUUUGAGUUCUGGUGUGAUCCCGUCACUGACAUCCAAUUAGACCUGCAAGGAUGUGUAAAGAUUAAACUAACAAAGCCAAAUGGGAAUGGCGCAAACUGUCUUUGUGGCUCAGCCAAUCUCGGUGAUGAUAUGCUGUGUCUGCUUCACAAUAGAAAUAACUGUGAGGCGGCUGAUGAUGACGGGUUGGAGGAAGUCUUUUGUGAAAGGGACACCACUAAUUUGUCAAAAGAUCGGAUUAUGAGAUGGUUUCAGAUUUCAGUGACCAAAGCAUGGGGACAGAUCUCUCAUAAGUAUGAGUUUGAGCUGGCAUUUCAGAACCUAGAUGUCCCUGGGGCACUAAAAAUCAAAUUCAGAUCUGGAAAAACUGUCUUUCUUAAUGUUACCCCUGCUGUUCAAUUUGAAAACACUGAUGCGUAUCUUAUAUCUCACUUUCCAUCCAAUGCUACUAGUAACCCCUCAGACACUCAUUGGGACCUCUCACUGGCUGUUUAUGAAAGAAACCUACUUAAACACCUGGCUAAAAAACUUCCUAUAAACUCUUGUCACAUUCACUGUCUUCAGAUAGUGUCUUUCUUAAAUGAAAAGCAGACUGCUUUGACUGGGAGAAGUGCCCUUACGAAUUAUCACAUAAAGACCGCAGUAUUACACCUGCUGUUGAGCAAACCUCCUUCAUUAUGGAAGCCACAAAAUCUUGAUCACAGAUUGCGAGAUUUGCUCAGUUUCAUUCAGCAAAGCCUGGAGGAAAAGAGACUCUACCACGUUAUUGUCGGGAACCCUCGCGUACCUGUUGAAAUUCAGAUUCCCGAAAUCUUCCGUACUGCUGAACCAAUAAACCUGUUUAGACCUCUUGUGUUGCAAAGGCAAAUCUAUGAGAAAAUGGUGGAGCAUUUUCAAGAGAUGAUUAGAAAUACCUCCGUCCUCGUUCAAGAAUAUACCACUCACUUCCCCAACGGUCACGUGGGUAACAAAUUCAGCCCGAACCCAGAUGUAAUCUGACUCAUUGCUCUGAUCUGGCUACGAGUUGCAUUUUGCACCUUAAAUGUAAAUAGCAUAUUAAAGCACUGACUGUUACUAACGCAUGGUAACAUUUGGGUUAUGUAUGUCUGGCAGCUGUUCCUAUAGGAACCUUUUUACUGAAGAACCAUGGGUAAUAAUUACAAACAAGAUUUGAAUAUUUGUUAUGUCUUGUUUUGUUAAACAUAUUUAAUCACAGUACUUAGCAGUAUUAUUAUGAAUUAUCUGUCUGCUGAUUUUUUUAAACUGUUACGUUUAUAAGGAAUAUACAUUAAAAUAGAGUUUUUACAAGAA
Misgurnus anguillicaudatus (oriental weatherfish) is the source of this 2083-nucleotide messenger RNA. RefSeq names its product inositol 1,4,5-trisphosphate receptor interacting protein (gene itprip). Gene Ontology annotation, cellular component: membrane. NCBI's taxonomy places the organism in Eukaryota, Metazoa, Chordata, Actinopteri, Cypriniformes, Cobitidae. The record is from RefSeq and is a predicted model, not a curated record.